GCUGAGGUCCCUGUUUACGAUCCGCAGUCCGUGGGCCGCUGAGCUUGGCUGACUGGGCUUCCUUGCUGAGACCCGGCCUACGGCUGCUCCUUUAUGGCACAGGGGCGCGGUGGGCUCCGUUUCUCCACGGGAGAGCGACCAUGAACGCCGGCAAAGGGUUACCGCCGCCUCCUCUUAUGGUCGCGCCACUGAGUAUUCCCACUUUCGCGGCGUUUGCACCAGAUUGGAAAGUGUACAACAAACCAAAUGACAAGCCAGAUGACUCAAGCAAAUCUUCAGAACCAGAGUUCCCAAAAUUCCUAAACCUCUUGGGCACGGAGAUCAUUGAGAAUGCAGUGGAGUUCAUCCUCCGCUCCAUGACCAGAAGCACAGGAUUUACGGAAUUUGAUGAUAAACGAGGAGAACAUUCAUCAAAGUGACCUCCCAAGGACACACCUACAUGGCUCCAGAAUAAUGCAAGGGCAGCCAAAUCUUGCUUUUCCAGUUCUUCUGCUUCACAAAUCCUCCAGGACAGAGGCCUCAAAGCAACUCUCAGCAAGUUCUCAGGAUUCAGGCCCUGGCUUCAAUCAAACACAACUUCUUUUGAAUACCCUGACUGCAUUUCUUCUUCCAGAAGUCAGAAUAAAAGUGUCCUUUUUGGCGUCACAUAUCCUAGUUUAUUGAGAAGAUUUGUGUUGGUGGUAGCGGUUUUUCCUAAGCAUGUUUAAAGUAUUUAAUAAUGAAAAAAUAUAUAAAAUAUAUAAAAAUUGUUAUUAACCAGAAUAAUCAAGGAGUGGCUCAAAAUAAGGAAACCAAAGCCUAGAUAAAGUAACAAGUCCUAAAUCACAGAAUCAGUAAAAGACAGGAAGGGAAUGUGAAAGAACAAGCUCUUAAGCCCUAAAAAUGUAGGAAGUUUCAGAGUUGAAAUUUAUUCAUCCUUUUUGGAUAGUCUUUCAAAAAUAUAUGAGCCCACUCUCAUGGGCUAGUAAACUAAAAACUGACCAUUUUUUAAAUUAACAAGGUUAUUGCUGUUCUACAGAAUCUUUAUUCUUCUCCUAGAACAGCAGUGUGUCAGGGAUGGAAGGGUCUUUGAAGAGUCUAGUGCAGCCUUUCAUGUGUUCAUUCUACCACCUCAUUACAUAGAAUUGGGACCUCGGUGGCCAUUGCUGUGGUCCAUGCCUACUUAGUCAUGGAGGAUUGAACCAUUGCAAAACCUGACCCAACUGAGACAGAAAGAUCCUCCCAGAAUUAUCUAAUGCGAACAGUAAGGCAAGACUGAACUCAAAGAACCCCAUGCAAUUAUGGCAGAGCUCUAGUCUAAAAUAAAAGAUCUAUGUGCUUCUGCUACUGAGUUCUCUAGAACUCUCCUGGGUCCUUUCCUUCUAAAGCGCUCGACUCUGAAGGCAACUCCAGUGUAUUUUUAAUAAAUACUUUGUUUGUC
Equus caballus (horse) is the source of this 1420-nucleotide messenger RNA. The record is from RefSeq and is a predicted model, not a curated record. Lineage: Eukaryota; Metazoa; Chordata; Mammalia; Perissodactyla; Equidae.